Messenger RNA from Trichoderma virens Gv29-8, 758 nucleotides. RefSeq lists its product as uncharacterized. Bases 109 to 369 code for a protein of 86 amino acids. The record is from RefSeq and is a predicted model, not a curated record. Lineage: Eukaryota; Fungi; Ascomycota; Sordariomycetes; Hypocreales; Hypocreaceae. The transcript has 5 exons.
CUCGAUAUUGCGGCUGUGUUCCGAUUGUCGAGCGGCCAAUUCGACUUCGAUCCCUCUCCCUCAAUCGAUAUAUAACCCGGAAGACCGUCGAGGCGGCACAACACAGCCAUGCCUGUCCCUUUCGAAACUCUGAUACCCUAUGGUAUCAUGAUUGUCAUGUUUGGUGUCUCUGGUACCGGACUCGCAGCCUUCAAGACGUGGCAGAACGAGGGCAAGCGACCGCGCUAUUCAUUGGAUCAGUGGGAUAGACAAAUGAUGGAGCGAGACCGACGCCUUACAGGCACAUUGAGAGGACAGUCGGACAACCCAGAGGCUCCUUUGGGAUUCGAAUUGAGCAAUGGAUGGAAGCUGGAGAAGAGAUUUACCUAAGGCACCAUUGUAUACAAUCCAACAGACUAGACAGGGGACCUCGAAAUCCGAAUGAAAGAAAGUGUAUAUACCAGACUACGAGUGGAUUUGACUGGAUGGCGGACGACUGAUAUGAAGCCCGAAUUCGGCCUCGUUACUCAAAGCAUUCACACGACAGUGCUAAUAAAAUGUUGGCUUGUGCUGGGAAUUUAUUGGCAAAAAGCUAGCUCUAUAUUGAGAUCUCCGGUCGGUUCUUGUUGAGGUUUUCCAAUAAUGUGCACGCCUGGCACAUUGCUUGGCUGGACAUGUAGCCGCACUUGACGCAUUUUCCAAGCGUCUGUAGUUGAACAGGGCCGGGCUCCUUGGAGCGUCGCUGCCGGACAGGGAGCUUUACCACAUCAUCUUCAUUG